This is a messenger RNA of Mizuhopecten yessoensis (Yesso scallop), 2825 nucleotides long. Its product is annotated as N-acetylated-alpha-linked acidic dipeptidase 2-like. The coding region runs from base 43 to 2421 and encodes 792 amino acids. The transcript is spliced from 19 exons. Gene Ontology annotation, molecular function: carboxypeptidase activity. The record is from RefSeq and is a predicted model, not a curated record. NCBI's taxonomy places the organism in Eukaryota, Metazoa, Mollusca, Bivalvia, Pectinida, Pectinidae.
CCGGAGACUCUUUACCACUGUGUCAUAUGAUUUGGAGUAGACAUGAGUACUCUUGUGUCAAUGUUUACAGGAAGGAUGCCCACCAAGGGUAAAUAUAUUGCUGGGAAACAAGUGUCAAGAUGGGAUGCUGAAUCUGAAAAAGUUGAUAUUGAAUACAAAAAUCUAGACAAUGCAUCGACUUCCAAAUUGUCCUUCUUUAGUGGGCAGAAAGGGUGUGCCUUAAAACUCCUCCUGUUGGCUGCCUGCCUCGCUGUGGGCAUGAUUGUUGGUUACAUCAUCCGACGGAACGUGCACGAUGUCUUCCUUCCACCCAGUCACAAAGAAACAACACUACACAGCAGCAACCAGGAAAUACAAGAUUACGAUGAUAAUCUACGACUCAUGAUUCAGCAAGACCUUAAUGAUGCCAAUAAUUUUGAUGACCAUAUAAGAAAGGUGACAGAAUUUGUACAUCUGUCCGGAGUGGGCUAUACCAACAGGUUCAUUAAGUAUGUCCGAGACAUGUGGGGGACCUUCCGUUUUGACAGCAUUGACAUUCGCAAAUAUGGUGUGACGCUGUCAUACCCCAACUAUACGAAUCCUAACAGCAUCAUUGUGAGAUCACGAAACUCAACUGUGAUACUAGAGAGUCAUUCUAACAUGUCGAAUGUACAUCCAGAGUACAUGCCCUUUAAUGCCUUCUCUCCGGCACUCGCUGUCAAGGGUAAAUUAGUCUAUGCAAACUACGGUACAAAAGCAGAUUUUAAACAGCUUAGUCUCCUGCACGUCAAUGUUACAGGAAAAUUAGUGAUCAUCAAAUACGGGCAAAUUCACGCAGCCAACAAGGUGCGGCAUGCUGAAAACAACAAUGCAUCAGGUGUGAUAUUUUACUCAGACCCAGUGGACUUCGCCCAUAACCAGUCGUACCUGGCCCCACACACAUGGUGGCUCCCUGGCUGGGCCAUACAGCUCUACCAUGUCCGGUAUAACCUCAUCGGGGAUCCACUCACACCGGGCUACGCAGCUAUCAACGGCGUGUACAGGACUCCGCCCUCUAGUGACUGUUACCCUAAAAUCCCAUCCCAGCCAAUCAGCUACAACGAUGCCGCGGAACUGAUGAGGGACAUGCGAGGUCAAAUAGCUCCCAACAAAUGGUUUGGUGGACUAAACAUUACUUACAGACUGGGACCAGAAUAUCUUAAUGACAGGACUGUGGAGCUAACGGUCAACAACAAGGACGACAAACGUAACAUUUCCAACCUGAUAGCAGUGAUAGAGGGAAAAUACGAAAAAGAUAAAUAUAUCAUUGUGGGAGCACACAUAGAUUCCUGGACGAAGGGAGCUGUUGACGCAGGGUCAGGCUACGCUGUCAUCUGGGAACUCGCACGCGCAUUUACGUCCAAAGUGGAGAAAGGUUGGCGGCCACGAAGAUCCAUUCUGUUCGCGCUAUGGGAUGCAACGAAAUACGGCCAUAUUGGAUCAUUUGAAUGGGUACAGGAGUAUGAAAAACAGCUGUUGACUGGAGCCGUGGCCUAUAUAAACCUGGACGCAGUCAUUAGAGGUAACUACUCCUUCUAUGCUGAGGCAAGUCCACUGUUAUAUAGCGUCAUCAAGACAGCGGCCGGUCAGGUUCCGUGUGUCGACCCGGACUACCACGACAUGUCUGUGCUACAGAUGUGGACCAAGAAGUUCCCCGACCUCACCAACAGUUCACAGCCCAGGAUCUAUCCGUUGGAAGGUGACAGCGACCAUUCUCCAUUUUACUACUAUCUUGGUGUACCUUCAUUUUCACCAGCUUACACCUUUAAUGUAAAGCUUUAUAAAAACUUACCAACCUUCCCAGCCUAUAGCACGUUAGAGGAUACGAUCAACUACCUACAAGUUUUCAUCGAUCCAAAGAUGGAGUUACAUGAAACAGUGUCCAAGGUGGUGUCGGACGUCAUACUGAGGCUGGCAGACAGCGCCAUUAUUCCACUCGAUACACAAAAUUACAUCUCCAUUUUUGAAAAUGGAAAAACAUAUUUACAGACACUGAAAUCUGUGUUUGUAGUCGCUAAUGUCAAUCUUGAUACUUUAAUUGCAAGAAUUGAUGAUUUUUCAAAAACUGUCUUCACAUUUUCAUCAAAUAUAACAAAUUUAGAUGUAUCUAAAUUAAAUGAAUAUCACUUACAUCACCUGAACCACAAACUAGUACAGGUACCACGAGUAUUUAUAAUACCUGAAGGGUUACCUGGACAACCACAGUACAGAAACAUUCUUAUGUCGCCACAUCCGGAGGAUCUCAACUCACAACAAGUGUUCCCCGGGAUCGCAGCGGCACUCAAAGACGCUCUCAACGACCAGAAUUGGUUACCAAUGAAAAAACAGAUCUCUUAUUUAUUAAUAGCCUUACGACAGGCCACAGACUUACUUAGUGAUAGCAUUCUGGGGGAAACUCUAUGACUCUAGUAAGGAUCAAUGUUUCAUUUUUCAAUUUUACUGUUGUUUCCUUUUCUGAUUUUAAUGUGCGUAAGUAAGCUUAAUCAGAGUGUAAACAACAGAUUCACAGAUAUUACCUGUGAUUCUGAUUGAGUGUAAGCUGAGUGUUAAAAACAGAUUCCCAGAUAUUACCUGUGAUUCUGAUUGAGUGUAAGAUGAAUCAGAGUGUAAACAACAGAUUCACAGAUAUUACCGGUGAUUCUGAUUGAGUGUAAGAUGAAUCAGAGUGUAAACAACAGAUUCACAGAUAUUACCGGGGAUUCUGAUUGAGUGUAAGAUGAAUCAGAGUGUAAACAACAGAUUUACAGAUAUUACCUGUGAUUCUGAUUGAGUGUAAGCUGUGUGUUAAAAACAGAUUCCCAGAUAUU